This is a messenger RNA of Scomber scombrus (Atlantic mackerel), 930 nucleotides long. It is a transcript of the gene u2af1, whose product is annotated as U2 small nuclear RNA auxiliary factor 1. The transcript is spliced from 8 exons. Gene Ontology annotation, molecular function: metal ion binding; pre-mRNA 3'-splice site binding. NCBI's taxonomy places the organism in Eukaryota, Metazoa, Chordata, Actinopteri, Scombriformes, Scombridae. Gene Ontology annotation, cellular component: spliceosomal complex; U2AF complex. The record is from RefSeq and is a predicted model, not a curated record. Gene Ontology annotation, biological process: mRNA splicing, via spliceosome. Bases 24 to 731 code for a protein of 235 amino acids.
GCUGUUUGAACAGACCGGCCAAGAUGGCGGAGUACCUGGCGUCCAUUUUUGGGACAGAAAAAGAUAAAGUGAACUGCUCUUUUUAUUUCAAAAUUGGUGCCUGCCGACAUGGAGACCGCUGCUCCAGAUUACACAAUAAGCCGACAUUCAGCCAGACAAUUGCCCUCCUGAACAUUUACCGCAACCCUCAAAACAGUGCCCAGUCUGCCGACGGUCUAACAUGUGCCAUCAGUGACAUGGAGAUGCAAGAGCACUAUGACGAGUUUUUUGAGGAGGUCUUCACAGAGAUGGAAGAAAAGUAUGGAGAGGUGGAGGAAAUGAACGUGUGUGACAACCUCGGGGACCACCUAGUGGGAAAUGUGUAUGUGAAGUUCCGUUAUGAAGAGGAUGCUGAGAAGGCCGUGAUAGACCUGAAUAAUCGGUGGUUUAAUGGGCAGCCCAUCCAUGCUGAACUGUCUCCUGUCACAGACUUCAGAGAAGCCUGCUGUCGCCAGUAUGAAAUGGGGGAAUGUACUCGUGGUGGCUUCUGUAACUUCAUGCAUCUGAAGCCCAUCUCACGUGAACUGAGGAGAGAGCUCUAUGGGCGCCGGAGGAAGGGCCGUCAUAGGUCUCGGUCACGAUCGAGAGAGAGACGAUCACGUUCAAGGGACAGACAAGGUCGAGGAGGGGGAGGGGGCCGUGACCACGAGAGACGUCGCUCCAGAGACAGAGAGCGUUCAGGACGAUUCUGAACCACAAGCCAUGACUACUUGUCCUUCCAUUCCUGUUUCCCCGUAACCAUCCUCACUCUUUUUUUAAGUUUGUACCUUUCCCGAUCUACUCUAGGACGAAUUGACAGGUACCUGAUUUUGAAGCUGUGACAGCAUUGAUGAAUUGAUGUAUUUUGUUGAUUUCUGAAAUGACUUUCACCUCAUUAAAUUUAAAAUUUUU